This is a messenger RNA of Harpia harpyja (harpy eagle), 6789 nucleotides long. It is a transcript of the gene KCTD1, whose product is annotated as potassium channel tetramerization domain containing 1. Lineage: Eukaryota; Metazoa; Chordata; Aves; Accipitriformes; Accipitridae. The transcript has 5 exons. The record is from RefSeq and is a predicted model, not a curated record. The coding region runs from base 69 to 2723 and encodes 884 amino acids. Gene Ontology annotation, cellular component: nucleus. Gene Ontology annotation, biological process: negative regulation of DNA-templated transcription; protein homooligomerization. Gene Ontology annotation, molecular function: transcription factor binding; transcription corepressor activity.
AGCGCUCCAGCGCUGCGGUCCAAUAUAGCGCAUGCGCCCUGCCCGAGGACUGGCAGGGAGACGGCAAUAUGGCGAGAAUGCCUGGCAGCGGCGGCGGCGGCGGAGAGUGGAGCGGCGGCGGCGGAGGGGGAGGCGGAGGCGGCGGCGGCGGGAACAAUGCGGGGGACCGGCCGCCCGGCCGCGGCGUCGCCCCCCGCCCGCACCGCUACUGCAGCGCCGGCGAGGAGGAGGAGGGCGAGGAGGAGGAUGAGAUCCAGGAGGUGCAGAUAACGGGGGACGAGGAGGAGGAGGACGGAGCCGAUGGGGGGCUGCUGCUGGACGAGGAGGAGGAGGAGGAGGAGGAGGAAGAGGAGAUGGGUCUGGAGUGGGACGGCGAGGAGGAGACGGAGCCGCUGCCGCCCGCCCCGGGCCGUACGCCGGGCGGCGGCGGCGGCGGCAGCGGCGUCGGGGCGGCCCCGGGGGGCGCCGCGGCGGCUGCCCCGGGGGGCGGCGGCGGCGGCGGCCCCGGGGGGGCGGCGGAGGACGCGGAGCUGGAGGCGGCCCUGCUGCUGCAGCGGCCGGAGCGGGCGCGGCUGAGCGAGAACACGCGGCUGGCCACCCGCUACGCCGUGCGCAUCUUCCGCGAGUACCUGAGCGAGAAGGCGCAGAGCCCCGACUUCGAGACGAUGGACAAGGGGGCGCUCUGCCGGGUCCUGCGCUCCUUCUACGCCGAGGCGCGCUCCAAGAGCGGGCAGCUCUACUCCAAGUCCUCCCUCAUCAGCAUCCGCAGCUCCCUCAACCGCUACCUCAACGAGCCGCCCUACUGCCGCACCCUCGACCUCACCAAGGACCCCGAGCUCCGCGCCGCCAACCUCACCCUGGCCGCCGUCAUCCGCAAGCUGGAGGAGCAGGGCGCCGGGCCGGUGGUGCAGAAGCAGGCCAUCACCCGCGCCGACCUCCGCAAGCUCUACACCUGCAGCGUCUUCAGCACCCAGAGCCCCUUCGGGCUCCUCAACAAGGUCUGGUUCGAGACCUGCAUGUACUUCUGCACCCGGGGCCGGGAGAACCAGCGGGAGCUGGAGGAGGACUCCUUUGGGCUGGCCGUGGACGAGGACGGACGCAAGUUUGUCUACUUCAAGGCGCUGGGGCCCUACCACAAGUCGCGCUCGUCCUCUUGGAGCAAGAAGCGGGCGGAGAGCAGCGACGAGGAGAACCUGCCCCGCAUGUACGAGACCGGCACCGAGUUCUGCCCCUACGCCAGCUUCGUCAAGUACCUCUCCAAGCGCAACCCCCUCUGCAAGGCCUUCUUCCAGCGCCCGCGGGACCACUGCAGCGAGGGUGACAUCACCUGGUACGAGAACAAGGCCAUCGGCAAGAACCUCCUGGGCACCCGCAUGCAGAUGCUCUCAAAGGCGGCCAAGCUCUCCAAGACCUACACCAACCACUGCAUCGGCGCCGUCUCCAUCGCCACCCUCAACAGCAUUGCUGGCAUCGGCACCAAGCUGGGGGGACCGCAGCCACCACACCACCCACCCCCUCCCCACCACCACCACCACCUCCUCCACCACCCCGCCGGCGGGGGCUGCUACACCCCCGCUGCCCUCAAUGGCGGGCCGCGGCCCCGGCCGCCCGCCACCAACCCCUACGUGCUGCCCAAAGACGGUGACGCCGCGCCGGUGAAGGCAGAAGCGGCCGCGGUGGCCCCAGCCAAGCGGGCCCUCUACGAGGCGGUGUUCCCGGCGGGGGCUGCGGCUGGUGGCGAUGCCUGUGGGCCCUCUGCCUCCCCCAAAAGACUCUGCCGCCGCCCCGCUGAGCCCCUGGACGCUGCCGCGCCUGCCGUGGUGGUGGUCUCAGUGAAACACGACCCCCUGCCUCACCUCCUCCCUGAAGCCAAUGGGCACAGAAGCACCACCUCACCCACAGUAGUUUCACCUGCUAUUGUUUCCCCCACACAGGACAGUCGGCCCAAUAUGUCAAGACCUCUGAUCACUAGAUCCCCUGCAUCUCCAUUGAACAAUCAAGGCAUCCCCACUCCAGCACAGCUCACAAAAUCCAACGCACCAGUUCACAUUGAUGUGGGUGGGCACAUGUAUACCAGCAGCUUGGCCACGCUUACAAAAUAUCCUGAUUCCAGAAUCGGCCGGCUUUUCGAUGGCACAGAGCCCAUUGUCCUCGACAGUCUCAAGCAGCAUUAUUUCAUUGACAGAGAUGGGCAGAUGUUCAGAUAUAUCUUGAACUUUUUAAGGACAUCGAAACUCCUCAUUCCUGAUGAUUUCAAGGACUACAGUUUGUUAUAUGAAGAAGCAAAGUAUUUCCAGCUUCAGCCCAUGCUAGGAGAGAUGGAAAGGUGGAAACAGGACCGGGAGAGUGGCCGCUUCUCAAAGUCUUGUGAGUGCCUGGUGGUACGAGUUGCCCCAGAUCUUGGAGAGAGGAUUACACUGAGUGGCGAUAAGUCAUUGAUAGAAGAAGUGUUUCCAGAAAUCGGAGACGUGAUGUGUAAUUCCGUCAACGCCGGCUGGAAUCAUGACUCGACGCAUGUCAUCCGAUUUCCACUAAACGGAUACUGUCACCUCAACUCAGUUCAGGUACUUGAGAGGUUACAGCAAAGAGGGUUUGAGAUUGUUGGCUCAUGUGGAGGUGGGGUGGACUCUUCCCAAUUCAGUGAAUACGUACUGAGACGAGAACUCAGAAGGACAUCUCGUGCACCCUCCGUCAUUCGAAUAAAGCAAGAGCCUCUGGACUAAAAUGGACAUGUUUCUUUAUGCAAAAAAAAAAAAAAAAAAAAAAAAAAGAAAAGAGAAAGGAAAAAAAAGGGGGACAUUUCAUGUGCAGUUUGGACUCCAAACAAGUCUCGGAACUAAAAUUGAAUAAAAGACACAUUUAUAUCAAAUAUAGAGACCACACCUGAAUUCAUAUGGGAACAUUUGGAAUGGUAGUAAUAAUAAUAAUAACCUCAAGGUGUAAAAGAAAACACACACACUCACAUAUAUAUAAAAAAUAUGUAUGUAUAUGUAUGUAUGUACAUAUAUAUAUGUAUGUAUAUGUCAAAGGGUAGGAAAUGCAACAACAAAAAAAGUGGUAGAUGAGGUUGGUGCUGUGAUGGCCAUUAAGUGUCCUAGGCCUUACUUGGGCUCACUUAACGGUGUACAAGCCAUUACCAUUGGGGGGAUACAUAGACUACUCUUCACCCAUUUUCCAUUGCCAAACAGCCAUCCACUUUUUAAUGUGUACACACCUUGACUCAACUUUAUUUGCAUAUGGAGGUUUAUGUCUGUCUUUUUUAGAGGUGGAUGGGCAGGUGUUCAGGAGAUGACCAUCCAUUGCAUUGGAAAGCUAGUCGACUGAAAUUUUAAAUGUAGUUUGUACAGAAGUCGCACACUUUUUGUCUGCCCUCACAGAUGUGAAAGGUUAACUUUUCUUUUGAAUGAGUUUUUUUGUUGUUUUUGUUUUGUUUUGUGUUUUUUCAAAGGGGGCCAGAAUAAUUAAUAUUUGGUAGAGAUGCUCUGGUUUGAAUCUGCUGCUUUCCUACAAUUUUUUCAAAUUUUAUAAUGUAUUAAAUACAAUAAACUCUGUUUAAAAUAACGAGGGUCUGAUUUAAGCUAACAGGAGCAGAGAGGUGGGGUUUAGCUCACUGCACUCUAGCGUGUGGCGUGGCGGCCGGUCUGGCAGGCAGCGGGCGGGCAGCACUGCCCGCGCACAGUGGAGUGAGUUAAAGGCAGCAGACGCUGUUGCAGGAUCUGUCUGGCGUGCCGCACGUUGCUGGUCUUCCUUCAGCGCUGUCCUUUUUAAGCUCUGUCCUGGUUUGAAGAGAGGCUGUUGGUCAGAGUUAAAAAUAACACCAGCUCAGGCCAGGGAAACCCAUCAAAAAAUGACGGCUGGUUCUGUAACCUUCAAUGUAACAGUGAACAGUUGCAUCCUUCCCUCUUGCCUAAGGAGUUGGCAGCUUCAACUCUGCAAGCUCUUGCCCUGCUGAGUGUUAGUCAGCCUGUUUGUUUUUAACAUUGUUCAUUUCCCUUGUUUAAAGCUAGUGUUCUUCUGCCUAGAGAGUGAGAUGGUCAGCCCCUUGUGUUACGCCAUCGGCUGCAUUGCUCUUAAUAGCAGGCGGUAAAUCUAUGUCCUGCAUUAGAUGUCCUGCGAGUUGUUCUCUUGCAGAGUCUCACCGAGGCCACCUCUGCAGCUGCCUGGUUCGGGCAGGUGAGAUUUUGCAAAGGCACCACGUCACGAUACCGCUGCACGGACCGUUCACGGGUUGAUGCUUUCACCACCUAAGAUGCACCAGCAACCACCACCGUUCCUCCAAAGCAUCUUUUUAUGCAAUAUUCCAGAAUAUGACUGUGUAUUCAUCCUAGUAUGGAAGUUUCUAUUGAUGCAAUGGUGCCGGCGUUCCAUUCAUUUUGGUGACACUUUGCUAUUUAUUUAAGAAAAGAAAAAAAAGAAAUUGUUAAAUACAUGUAACAAGGUUUUUAAUAUAGUCUGAUAACUCAAAAAAAAAAGCUACCAUUUUUCUGGAUUUUAUUAAAAGGUGUCAGAGGGCAUGCUUAAAUAACUCUCUGGCAGCACAUAUCAAUGGUUUUGAAAUUAUUGAAAUGUGGAAAUGGGUGAGGGAGGAGGCUCCAAAAAUUAAGGUUCAUUAACGGGUUAUUAGAUCUUCAAUGUGAUGCUGAUCUGUCUAUUCACAGUACUGAAACAGCUGCCUCAUUGAAAAAGCUUGUUUUCAAUUAGCAGCAAGUAGUCCUCUUUCUUACAAAAUAAACAAAUGCUUGCUCUUACUGCCCACAAUUUGGUUGUUAGUUUGCAUAGAAGUCGGAAAGCUCAAACCCUGGGAAAUAAAUAUUUUUAACAGAUCUUCAGACUGUUGGAAGUGAUAUGAAAUUUGUGAUGUCGAAAAAGAUGCCAGUCCCCAUGGGUUGAGAGUACAUGGGUAGCAGUGCAAGGCGACAUGAUGUUUCAGAGACUGUUUGCUCCAGGAGCCCUCCCUGCGCUUCCAGGUGGAGCCUCACUUUCUGGGGCCUCCACAGUGUACCCGGGGAUAUGUUUACACUGUCUGUUAAGCCCAAAGGUACUCUCAAAUCCAGACCUGCCCUGCUAGCCGCCGUGUUUACAUAUGGGCACAUGCUCUGGUGCAGUCUGGAGCCGGGGGGCGGGGGGGCUACAGCUCCUUUCCCUGCUCCCUGCUGCUUGGCCAGCAGGUACCCCAAGCCUGCCUGGCCAGGAGCAUCAGCGGCCCUGAAAUCAGCCCCCCAGCACCUGCCCCAGCGCUGGCAGCGCCCACGCCACCCACAGCCUUUGCAUAGGCUGGGUAGGGAGGGUGAGGAGCUUUGCCACUAACGCUUUUCAUUGUGUUGCUCCAAAAGCCGUCAGGUUGUGCUCAGCUGGUGGUUUUGCUUGUUCAGCGCAUACCUGUCCGACUCAACGACACCUUCGUGUUCCUCCCAAAUCCCUGACUGGCCGGGUCACCCUCCCACCGAGCCUUCGUUCUUUGUUGGUGGAGUCAAAAAUCACUCCAAGACUCUGAAUGUAAAUGUCUCUGCGAUUACAAUGUGGUCAUGGAGUAAGAGGUCAUGAAUAAACAAAGCGAUGGCUGAUAAAAAAUGGAUGCAGGAAUAAGCUAGAUGUAGACUUUUAGAGAGCAAAUGAGAUUAGUCCUGUUUACAAUUGAGACUUGUAACCAUGUGUUUUUAAAAUGUUCUUUCAAAAAACUGAUCAACAGAUGAAUGAGCAAUAGAUCCAGGAAGGGGGGAGCAAGGGGAACCAAGAAGGACCAGAUUACGGUCAGCUUGUUUCUGGGGGUUAGUAAUUUUGACAUGUACAGUAGUUUAAAUUUAUCUAAUUUUUUAUUAAAAAGUAUGACUCCAUUUUAUGCUCUCAGUGGUGCUGUAUUUAAUAGCAAGAGGAAGAGCUGCAGUGAACAGUAGCUGCCAACAUUGUACUUCAACCACUUGGUUAAGCAGCUGCCAGGAGAACUGCUGUGGACAUGCAGAGAUUGCAGAUGCCACCUAACACCCCUUCCCACAAUGAGACACAGGCAGAGGAACUGGGUCUUCACCUUUUCUUUUGGUAACAUGAACACUGGAUUUCUGCAAUAACCAUUGACCCAGGGUUUAGUUCUUCCCCUAUUGUCUCCUUAGUGUACCAAACAGCUACAGAAUGUAAGUAUGGAUCCUGGCACGCUUGGGUGAACCUUUAAACAGCGAGUUGAAGACCGAGUUAAUUUACCUUGCACCAGAGAAAGUGAAGUAAGUCCCACUUAGUCGCUAGGUUAAUCCGUUUUUCAAGAAGCACUGCUUAUAAAUAGAUGCUGCUAAUUUAUUCUAUCUCCAGGUACUUAUUGGCCAGAUAAUCUGGCCUGGCAAAUGUUUUUCCUCUCUAUUGCCACAUGUCUGGAAGAAAGCUGAUCAUUUCAGUGCUUGACUGUCACAAGCAGGUAUAGUUGAGGCAUUGGUUUUUGAUGCCCAAUAGAAUCCGUAACAAAAUCCAAUGGGGACAACCUACUACCCUCUGAAAACAUGAAAGUUGAGCUACCUAUUCAAUUACUUUUCUUUAUGCUAAACAGGCACUGAUUUCAAUUUGAAGAGAAACAUUUUGUUCAUGACCAUAAUUUUUUGCAGCAACCUUUAAAAAUUGAUUGCUAUACUGAUUACAGGGGCCUUACUGUCACCCAAAUGACUUGUCAAGUGCAUUUUUCUUUAAUGUUCACAUUUUUGGGGACUUGGGGGAGGAAGGGUUUGUUUUUUGGGGGGUGAGAAAAGAAUUUUUAUUGACCAAUCGUGGGUUUUUCAGAAAAAUAAAAACAUUUAUUUCCAUCUGUCA